This is a messenger RNA of Clonostachys rhizophaga, 849 nucleotides long. NCBI's taxonomy places the organism in Eukaryota, Fungi, Ascomycota, Sordariomycetes, Hypocreales, Bionectriaceae. The record is from the annotation of a GenBank genome assembly.
AUGGACUCUACGAAAGCGACCAAGGUCCUUCACCAGCUGGAGGACCUCCAGGCCUCACAAGACGUCAACAUUAUUAAAUUGAGCGAACCCAUUUCCAGUUCGGUCCCCCAAGACGGGCGCAUGAGGAAUUCCGAUGCCUCCAGCGCCUCUCUCGAUGCACCGACCCCGGCGAGUCUCGAUGCCGACUUGGCACACUACAAAGAGCUGUUCGCGAAACUACGAUUCUCGUACGUGGAACAGGUCACCAAGGAGAAAUUCAUCCGCGCGAUUGUCGGCGACCCGCCACUGAUCGUCACGAUGCAAGAGAACCUGGACCUGGAAAAGGAAAAUGCAGUGGCAAAGUCGGAGCUCAAGGCGCUGAAGCUGGAAAUGGCAGACAUGGUCACAGAACUGGAGCGCAAGGGACGUGAGCUGAGCAAGCGAUACGAGGCGAUCCAGCUGGACACGAUCAAGCUGAAGGAAUUGCCAGAGAAGGCACGGGAACUGGAGGAUCGCAUCUCGCAGCUUCAGGCUGACCGGCAACUCAAUGGAUCAGACCCCAACCAUAAUCUGCCUCUGGGCAAGACGCAAGAGCUCAUCAGCCGGAGGAAGCGCGAGCAGCAGGAGCUGGCGCGAGAGCUCGAGGCUCUCCAGUCCAAGGCUCCCCGAAAGAGAAAAGAGGUCGAGAGGCUGCAGGCUGAGCUCCAGCCGCUGGAGGCAAAGCGGCAGAAUAGCACGGCGGCCGCCAAGGAAGCCAGGAGGCGUAAGGAGGCAGCGCUUGGAGGGGUGGCCGAUGACCUCGAGCAGAGAGCUCGUUGGUGGAGGGCCAGCGAAACUGUCCUCAAGCAGGUUCUGGACAUCAAGACCUGA